This is a messenger RNA of Phyllostomus hastatus (greater spear-nosed bat), 1707 nucleotides long. It is a transcript of the gene GPN1, whose product is annotated as GPN-loop GTPase 1. Gene Ontology annotation, molecular function: GTPase activity; ATP hydrolysis activity. The record is from RefSeq and is a predicted model, not a curated record. NCBI's taxonomy places the organism in Eukaryota, Metazoa, Chordata, Mammalia, Chiroptera, Phyllostomidae. The coding region runs from base 23 to 1147 and encodes 374 amino acids. The transcript is spliced from 14 exons.
GUGGGCGGGACCAGGGAGGAAGAUGGCGGCGCCCGUAGGUGCCGCUGCGUCCCAGGCUCCUGGGGGUCUUCGGCCCCCAGUGUGUCUCUUGGUGUUGGGAAUGGCGGGAUCUGGGAAGACCACCUUUGUACAGAGGCUCACAGGACACCUGCACAGCCAAGGCUCUCCACCUUAUGUGAUCAACCUGGACCCAGCUGUGCAUGAAGUUCCCUUUCCUGCCAAUAUUGAUAUUCGUGACACUGUGAAGUAUAAAGAAGUCAUGAAACAAUAUGGACUUGGGCCCAAUGGUGGCAUAGUGACCUCACUCAAUCUCUUUGCUACCAGAUUCGAUCAGGUGAUGAAGUUUAUUGAGAAAGCCCAGAACAUGUCUAAGUACGUGUUGAUUGACACGCCUGGGCAGAUCGAAGUAUUCACCUGGUCAGCUUCGGGAACAAUCAUCACUGAGGCCCUGGCAUCCUCAUUUCCAACGAUUGUCAUUUAUGUAAUGGACACGUCGAGGAGUACCAACCCAGUGACUUUCAUGUCCAAUAUGCUGUACGCCUGCAGCAUCUUGUACAAAACCAAGCUUCCUUUCAUUGUGGUUAUGAAUAAAACUGACAUCAUUGAUCACAGCUUUGCAGUGGAGUGGAUGCAAGAUUUUGAGGCUUUCCAAGAUGCCUUGAAUCAGGAGACUACAUACGUCAGUAACCUGACCCGUUCAAUGAGCCUGGUGUUGGAUGAAUUUUACAGCUCACUCAGGGUGGUGGGCGUGUCUGCCGUGCUGGGCACGGGCUUAGAGGAACUCUUCGCGCAAGUCACCAGUGCUGCGGAGGAGUAUGAAAGGGAGUAUCGUCCUGAGUAUGAACGUCUGAAGAAGUCACUGGCCGGUGCGCAGAGCCAGCAGCAGAAAGAACAACUGGAACGCCUUCGGAAAGAUAUGGGCUCCAUAGCCUUGGACACAGGAGCUGCUGCUGGCGGCGCACCUCCUGCGCGGGGCCCUUCCGACCUGAUCCUGACGCGGGGAACCCUGGAGGAAGAGGAUGAGGAAGCAGACAGCGACACUGACGACAUUGACCACAGAGUUACCGAGGAAAGCCACGAAGAGCCAGCAUUCCAGAAUUUUAUGCAAGAAUCAAUGGCACAGUACUGGAAGAAAAACAGCAAAUAGUUUCUGGAAGUCCAAAACUUGGAACUCUGUGAAGGAACUAGCCUUACCUCUGGUUGGGGUUACUAUGAAGAACAAUUCUGUUCAGAAUAGCAGUUUCUCUUAUUAGGGAAACCUCCUGACUUCGAUGAAGCCCGGAGCAGAAGACAUUUGCACCUGGCGGGUAGAAGCCAGUUCCCCUUGGCCUUUUCCUUGGUUGUUUGCAAGGAAGGGCAUUCCAUUCUUGGAUGCGGGUAUUCCUUCAGGCAUAAAACUUCAUGUUUUCUCAUGUGGACUCAAUUACUUUUGCUGCUGACGGGUGGAAUAGGGAACAUACUGUUGUUCACUUCAGAUCUCUGGUAUUAGGCUGGAUCUGUAGCCUCUGUUUCCCCUGCAUCUGGCCUUUGAGCCACCAGUUCCCCUCCUUUGAGCAGAAGGGGGGAGGGGACACAGGAGCCUGUAGAGUGGCAACCAGUCGGUGUUGGUGUGAAGUGUGCCUCAUGCUUGGUAGCUCAUUACAGGGAACCUGGUUUGUUGAAGAAAGUGGGCAAAACAUGUAAUUAAUAAAUAAGAAUCCUGCUUUC